GGUCGAACAGGUAUAGUGAGUAGCGCCUGAGCUGUCAGACGGCUCUCGGGCUUCAGCCGCGGAACUGCGCGGUGGGACUCACCAGCGGCAGUUCAGACAUUUGCUCACUCGACAGGCAAACGCUCACAUAUUUGGGACAAAAUUUAUGUGAGAUUUCAGGUCUCAGGUUGACGGUAGUGUGGUGGAGCCGCUGAGCGGACUCCCAUCACCCAGACCACGAGACCCCCUGCUCUGUCCUGACUCGCACAUGGAUGUUCAGGGGUAUAAAUGGGUGCGCUGGCGGGUGUGGUUGUGUCGUCUGGCUGCCGUGCUGUCCUUUGGUCUCCUUCUGAUUGUGUUUCACUGGCGCCCGCGGCUCGCUGUCCUCGCCCGCUGCUGCUCCUGCCCUCUGGUUUUGGCAGACAUUCUGCUACUGAGAGACAGCUUUGGCCAGCAGCACGUGGUGGAGGUCCUCAAAGAGGAAGUGGAGGAGGGCAGUUUGCAGUCGCUGGGGGAGCUGGAGGACAAUGAAUGGAGAGAUACGGUUCAGCUAUAUAAGGAGAAGAAAACACUGAUGCGCUACUAUCUGUUCGAAGGACUGCGCUACAUCUGGCUGGACAGGAAAGGAGCUUUCUGUCGUGUUAGUGUCCUCAAUGAGGACUGGACCUGCAAUGAUCUGUAUGGCUUCCAAACAGGCCUGAGUCACCAGGAGCAGAGCCUGAGGAGUCGUAUAUAUGGGCUGAACCUCAUUGAUGUGCCUGUGAAGUCUUACAUGAAACUGCUGUUUGAGGAGGUCCUCAACCCAUUCUAUGUGUUCCAGUUGUUCAGCAUCAUCCUGUGGAUGUUUGAUAAUUAUUUUAUUUACGGCACAUGUAUACUCGUCAUCUCCAUUUUCUCCAUCUGUAUCUCACUUCAUGAGAUCCGCAAGCAAAGCAUUACGCUUCGCAACAUGGCCCGUUUUGUCACAAAUGUCACAGUGCGGAGAGACUCGGGAGCGGAGGAAUGUGUGAGCUCAGUGGACCUGGUCCCCGGUGACUGUCUAAUCAUCCCUCAGGAAGGUCUGUUGCUGCCCUGCGAUGCUGCCCUGCUGACUGGGGAGUGCCUGGUCAACGAGAGCAUGCUCACAGGUGAAAGUGUCCCUGUGCUGAAAACCCCACUGCCAGCGGGCGAGAGGACGUACAGCUCAGAGACCGAGCGCAGACAUACCCUCUUCUGUGGUACGCAGGUCAUUCAGGCCAAAAGUGGAGGGCCGGGAGGCAGCAGUGCUGUUGCCGUGGUCACAAGCACUGGAUUUUUCACAGCCAAAGGUAACCUGGUCAGCUCCAUUUUGUAUCCUCAGCCGACUAACUUCCGCUUCUACCAAGAUGCUGCCAAGUUCCUUCUCAUCCUGGGUUUUGUUGCUUUUUUUGGCACCAUAUACAGCUUUGUGGUCCUUUACAGAUCAAAAGCGACCUGGUCAGAGUUGUUAAUUAGGAGUCUGGAUAUCGUGACAAUCGCAGUACCUCCUGCCCUGCCUGCUGCCAUCACCACUGGCACUAUUUAUGCCCAGCGCAGGCUGAAGAAACAGGGUGUCUUCUGCAUAAGUCCACCACGCAUCAACAUCUGCGGCAAGGUCUCCAUCUUCUGCUUUGACAAGACAGGAACUCUCACAGAGGAGGGACUGGAUGUUUGGGGAGUGAUGGAGGUGGGACCUGCUGGUUUCUCUGAACUGGUCCCAGAGCCCAGACUCCUUCCCCCAGGGCACAUGCUCUCGGGCCUGGCCUGCUGUCACACUGUGACGCUGUUGCGAGGUCAGCCCCUCGGAGACCCUCUGGAACUCAAGAUGGUCGAGUCCACUGGUUGGACUCUCCAGGAGCCUGAGGGAGAUGGAAAAGUGCUGAAUGCAGAGUUUGGAGGCCACAGAGUUUUGGCUGUUAUGAGACCCCCAGCUCAACAGCUUCAAGCUUCAGGAACUUCCCCAAGUGAGGCGGUGGCCAUUGUUCAGAGGUUUCCCUUCUCCUCUGCCCUGCAGAGGAUGAGUGUAGUGACGGUGGCCCGUGGUGGACAUUCAGCUUUUGCUUUCAUCAAAGGCUCCCCAGAGAUGGUGGCAAGCUUAUGCCGAGCAGAAACUGUGCCGCCACAGUUUUCCAGCAAGCUACACGGUUUCUCCAGUGAAGGCCUCAGAGUUUUGGCUCUUGCCUAUAAACCAUUAGACAGAAAUACUGACUUAAGGACCAUUGAACGAGGGGAGGUAGAGAAAGACAUGCACUUUCUGGGUUUGCUGAUGAUGAAGAACCUGGUGAAGCCAGAGAGUGCCAAGGUUAUUAACAUCCUGAGACUGGCAGACCUUCGCAGUGUCAUGGUCACUGGGGACAACAUUUUAACAGCAGUCAAUGUUGCAAAAAGCUGUGGGAUGGUGGGGUCCGAUGAGAAGGUGAUAUUCGUUAGUGCAACCCCCCACACUGCUCAGUCCACGCCCACGCUGAAGUUCAACCUGGAACCUGGAGAUGCCAAUGAUUACCAAAGCUCCAUAGAGGUCAUCACUCAGGGCCUGUACCAGGGUGGUUUUCACUAUCACUUGGCUAUUAGUGGCAAGUCCUUUGCUGCACUGUGUGACCACUUCCCUGAUUAUCUGCCAAAGGUUUUGUUGCGAACCACAGUGUUUGCACGCAUGACUCCUGACCAGAAAACCCAGCUGGUGAAGGAGCUGCAGAAACUGAACUACCGGGUGGGCAUGUGUGGGGAUGGAGCCAAUGACUGUGGGGCCCUGAGAGCUGCUGAUGUCGGCGUUUCCCUGUCUGAAGCCGAGGCUUCAGUCGCUUCACCUUUCACUUCUAAGACUGAAAACAUCAGCUGUGUGCCCUUGCUGAUCAGAGAGGGCCGAUGUUCUCUGGUCACUUCCUUCAGUCUCUUCAGAUACAUGGCCCUGUACAGCCUCAUUCAGUUUUGCUCUGUCCUCAUCCUCUACACGGUGAAGACAACCCUGGCUGACUUGCAGUUCCUGUUCUGUGACAUUGUUGUGGUGACUGUGCUGGCCAUUGUGAUGGGGAGAGGAGGUCCCAGUGAUGAGCUGCACCCACGCAGACCGCCAGCUAGUCUGCUGGGCCUCCCUGUCCUGGGCAGCAUCUUCAUCCACACCUGCUUCAUCAUCCUGGGCCAGAUGGCUGCACUCUUCAUCACUACCUCACAGGACUGGUAUAUUCCACUCAAUUCAACUGUGUAUGGAACAGCCAACCUGCCCAACAUGGAGAACACCAGUGUGUUUUCCUUGUCAGGUUUCCAGUAUAUCAUCAUGGCUGUGGUGGUCACCAAGGGCUACCCUCACAAGAAACCCCUCUACCGCAAUGUGAUUUUCCUCUGUCUGCUGUUGGUCCUCUUGGGCCUGACGACUUGGCUGGUGGUGUAUCCUGGACCUUUUGCCGGUCAAGCACUUAAACUGUACGACAUCCCUGAUAUGCAUUUCAAAUUGCUGCUCAUCUCUUUGGCUGCUCUCAACUUCUUCCUUUGUUUUUUAGUGGAGGUGCUGAUAGACUUGGGUAUACUGAACUGUCUUCGGUUGCUGCGUGGGAGGCGUCAGUCAAAGAAACAGUAUAAACGUCUGAACGCCGUUCUGUCAAACUCCCCAUCAUGGCCUCCUCUUAAUCAAGCCCUGAUUCCCACGAAUCACACAGUCAUCAGCCUGAGCUAGCAUCUGCUUGCCCCUUGGACACUGCCAGUCAAUACUAUGGAUGUCGGAGCUACAGCACCCAACAAUGCAAAGUCUUGUUUAUCUGUAUUAAUAAAACUAUUUUUAUGUAAA
Scatophagus argus is the source of this 3757-nucleotide messenger RNA. RefSeq names its product ATPase cation transporting 13A2 (gene atp13a2). NCBI's taxonomy places the organism in Eukaryota, Metazoa, Chordata, Actinopteri, Scatophagidae. Bases 248 to 3646 code for a protein of 1132 amino acids. The record is from RefSeq and is a predicted model, not a curated record. Gene Ontology annotation, cellular component: membrane. Gene Ontology annotation, molecular function: ATP binding; ATPase-coupled monoatomic cation transmembrane transporter activity; P-type ion transporter activity. The transcript is spliced from 29 exons. Gene Ontology annotation, biological process: autophagosome-lysosome fusion; regulation of autophagosome size; intracellular calcium ion homeostasis.